Messenger RNA from Gaeumannomyces tritici R3-111a-1, 963 nucleotides. Its product is annotated as sm snRNP core protein Sme1. The record is from RefSeq and is a predicted model, not a curated record. The transcript has 3 exons. The coding region runs from base 224 to 508 and encodes 94 amino acids. NCBI's taxonomy places the organism in Eukaryota, Fungi, Ascomycota, Sordariomycetes, Magnaporthales, Magnaporthaceae. Gene Ontology annotation, molecular function: RNA binding. Gene Ontology annotation, biological process: mRNA splicing, via spliceosome; spliceosomal snRNP assembly. Gene Ontology annotation, cellular component: U4/U6 x U5 tri-snRNP complex; U5 snRNP; U2 snRNP.
CACUCGGCAAAACAUUUUAGCUCCCCGUCGCAAUUCCACCCACCCACCACAAGGCUGGGACGGACGCGUUCAGCACCGACGAGCCACGACCAGCAACGCGCGAGCCCCUCCUUCCUGCCCAUUGCGCCAGCCAGACCGCCGCGGACCAGCUGCGCAGCUGUCCAAGCAAUUCUCCCGUCGCUGAAAACCUCGUCGAGCUCGAAAAUCCGACCUCGGCCUCAAAAUGACCGGUCGUGGCGGUGGCGGUGGGCGCCGCAUUCUCCUGCCGCCCAUCAACUUUAUUUUCAAGCUUCUCCAGUCGCAUGCGCCUGUCCAGAUCUGGCUCUAUGAGCAACUGGGUAUCCGCAUUGAGGGCAAGAUCAGGGGAUUUGACGAGUUCAUGAACCUGGUUCUCGACGAUGCUGUCGAGAUUAAGCAGGUCACUAAGGAGAACCCCGAGGAGAAGAGGAGACCUCUAGGGCAAAUCCUUCUCAAGGGCGACAACGUGUCGCUGAUACAGGCCUUAUAAUACGUGUGAAGGGGACGGCGCGGGUGCUGGUUGUGAAUAGGAGGGUGCCGUUUUGUCUAUACUUGGAGUGAACACCAAUCAUAGCAGAUCCAACCACGGCUACACCCACGUCAGAAAGUUUCGGAAACUGCAGGGGUGAAUGGCACUGUAUUGAGGAAAUAGCAUGGAGGUCAUGGUAUAUUAUUGUGCCUUCGGACGGCCAGAGGUCGCUUGCGGGAUACACCCUUGAUGUAGUGUCGGCCGAAACUAAGCAGGACCGAUUUCCUUGGUAAGGAAUGGGGUUCGGGUAUUUCUCCAGUGCCUUCAGGGCGCCUUUAUGUCGCCAUUUCCUACAAUCAAGGCGUCCAGACAGCGGUCCAUGGGUCCGGUCGGGACCGAGACUCCAAGCGUAGGUGUCAAGAGCUGCUCUGUCAGAGACAAGCCGCACAAAGUAGCCGUGGAAGAAGCCGAUUGAG